Molecule: messenger RNA, 1053 nt
Organism: Emiliania huxleyi CCMP1516
Lineage: Eukaryota; Haptophyta; Isochrysidales; Noelaerhabdaceae
Exons: 3
Coding region: 1-1053 (350 amino acids)
Source: RefSeq, a predicted model, not a curated record
AUGCUCGGUUCCAUGAAGGUCGUCGGUGCUGUCGGCGCUGCGUCGGUGGCGCUCGCGGCUUUGUACUGGCGGCGCCGCGUCAUGCCCAUAGGCCCGUGUGCCGCAGACGGCCGACCGCUACCUUCUGGCGACCAGCAAGUCAUGCUGAGCGGCAAUGGUCUCACACGCUAUCACCUCAACAUCCGGUGGCUCAAGGAGGGUGAAUGCAUCGUCGUCCUGAUACACGGCAUGACGAGUCCCGGCGUGGACGUGUGGAGGCCGCUCAUUGCGUGCCUCGAGGCGCGCCGCCGCUGCGUCCUCGCCUACGACGUGGCUGGACGCGGAUGGUCGCACUGCGCUGGCGGGCCGAUGACUAUCGGCUACCACGUGCGCCAGCUCGAGGAGUUGCUCGAUACGCUCUCCAUCGGUGACCGGCCGUUGGAGCUGGUCGGGCUCAGCUUUGGGGCGGUGAUCGCCUCCAACUUUGCCGUCCGCCACCGCGACCGUGUGCGCCGGCUGGUGAUGAUCGCUCCCGCCGGCCUCUUCCCGCCGAGGGACUACCUUGGCCUUUUGGCUGGCAGUGGCUUGCUCGGGCUGCUCGCUCGCGUGCGGUGGGCGGCGCGGUGCCGCGCGUCGCUAAAGAGGGACUACGCGCGCGAGCUGCGAGCGAUGACGGACGGCGGCGCUGUGCUUCGCGCGUACAUCGCUAACGCCGACUGCAACCGCGCGAUCGUGCGCUCCUACCUCUCGACCCUCCUCUGCUGCGCCGAGGUCUUCGACAACCGCCGCGCCCUCCGCGCGCUCGGCAGCUCCUCCUGCCAGACGCUCCUCCUCUUUGCCGAGAGGGACAGUGCGACCGGCCCGCCGCCAGACGACGCAGAGCUCCGCGAGCUGCUGCCGACCGCCUGCUGGCACAGACUCGACGCGCCUGGGCUGGACCACGCGAUGCACCUCACGCACCGCCACCUCGUCGAGCCGCUGAUAGCCGACUUUGUCGGGAGCGACGGGGAGAGGCAGGGGCGGGCGACACAGGCCGCCACGACACAGGGACGCUCUACUCUAAUGGAUCCAUAA